Andrographis paniculata is the source of this 2154-nucleotide messenger RNA. Its product is annotated as serine/threonine-protein kinase D6PKL1. Gene Ontology annotation, cellular component: nucleus; plasma membrane; cytoplasm. The transcript has 3 exons. Gene Ontology annotation, molecular function: ATP binding; protein serine/threonine kinase activity. The record is from RefSeq and is a predicted model, not a curated record. Gene Ontology annotation, biological process: protein phosphorylation. NCBI's taxonomy places the organism in Eukaryota, Viridiplantae, Streptophyta, Magnoliopsida, Lamiales, Acanthaceae. Bases 72 to 2024 code for a protein of 650 amino acids.
AAAGGAUGCUUUCUUAAAUCGUGACUGGAGAGUGAUGAAAGAGUGUUCCGCCAUUUGAGUUCUCAGAUAAGAUGAAUUCUAAUGUUGACAACGAUUGCACUUCUAUCGCUGGUUCAAGUCGUCCGCCCAAACCUCUGUCUAUAAAACAGUUCAGAUAUGAUGGACUUUCAUCUCAAGAUCAUCCCAUGAAAAUCUCCUACGCCCCAUCUAGCCAUGGCUCCAUGAUCGUUUCAAAACAUGCCUAUCAAACAUCCCGUUUUAUAAUGCACAGAGACAGAGAUAACACCAGACCGGACAAAGGAAAAGAAGAGCUUCACACAGCCAGUAAUGGAGAUUGUCGAGUGAAGGAACACAACUCUCUUGUGACAUCCAAUUGCAAUGCUAAUCUACAGCAUCCAAGCGGCAAUGCUAAUCUACAGCAUCCAGGUGGCAAUGCUGAUUAUUGCAGUUCCAAUGAGCGCUCAGAAUCUAUGAGCUUUUUUUCAUUCCCAAAUGAAGCCUCUAUUGAUGUAUUAAAUGCCCAGUUACAGCCUAGAUCAGUUGCGAGCUGUUUUUCGAGCCCUCAAGAUAGUUUUUACACAGCCACACAGUUCUCAGAAGCUAAGCAAAGCCUCUCUAAUGCUGAAGAGACUGAAAAUGGGAGUAAUGCAUUCAAGACUGGUGCGAGUGGCGAAAUUAACAACUCAUGUGACUUUACUGAGAAAGUCAGUAUUGACAGUGAUGUUAGCAACGGUAGUGGCUCCCCGGGUUUAGGCAGUCCUAUGCACAAACGACACAGGGGGGCUGAUCACAGGUGGGAAGCAAUCCAAGCCGUGAGAGCACAAAACAGUGGUGCAUUGGAGUUGAAAAAUUUCAAGAUUUUUAAGAGAUUGGGACGUGGAGAUAUAGGCACCGUUCAUCUGGCAGAGUUGGUGGGCACUGGAACAUUUUUUGCCAUAAAAGUGAUGGAUAAAGGAACUCUAGAGGGUCGGAAGAAGAUCACCCGAGCUCAGACAGAAAGAGAGAUUCUACAAACUCUGGAUCACCCUUUUCUUCCAACUUUAUAUGCACAUUUUGAGACAGAUAAUCUGUCUUUCCUAGUGAUGGAGUUCUGCCCUGGCGGUGAUUUGCACGCACUGCGACAGAAACAACCUGGGAAGUUCUUCCCGGAGCAUGCUGCAAGGUUUUAUCUCGCCGAGGUUCUCCUGGCCUUAGAAUACUUGCACAUGCUUGGGAUUGUCUACAGAGAUCUCAAACCCGAAAACAUUCUGGUGAGGGAAGACGGGCAUAUAAUGCUUUCAGAUUUUGACCUUUCCUUGAGGUGCACUGUCCAUCCCACCUUAGUCAAGUCUGCCAAUCAAACCAUGGGGAAAAAGAAUUCGCGAUACUGCAUUCAGCCGUCAUGCAUCGAGCCGUCAUGCACUGUCUAUCCAGCCUGCAUCCAACCAACCUGUUUCAGCCCGCGCCUUCUUGGAAACAACCCCAAGAAAGAAAGGAAGCCAAGACCCAAACCAGAAACAUACAGCCAAGGCAACCCUCUCCCUGAACUGAUAGUCGAGCCCACAAAUGCCCGAUCCAUGUCAUUUGUAGGCACACAUGAGUAUCUAGCACCAGAAAUCAUCAAGGGCGAAGGCCACGGCAGCGCAGUGGAUUGGUGGACAUUCGGCAUCUUCCUCUACGAACUUCUUUUUGGUAAAACACCCUUCAAGGGGAUAGGAAACCGCGCCACCUUGUACAAUGUCGUCGGACAGCCUCUGAGGUUCCCGGAAACUCCCACAGUCAGCUUUGCCGCGAGGGACCUUAUCAGAGGAUUACUAGUGAAAGAACCUCAACACCGCCUUGCAUACAGGCGAGGCGCGACAGAGAUCAAGCAGCACCCAUUUUUUCAGAGCGUGAACUGGGCACUCAUACGGUGCGCCAGUCCUCCGGAGGUCCCCCCGCCGUUUACCCUCGAGGACGCCAGAGAACCUUCGCCGGAUUCCGGGAAGGCGCCAUGCUGCGAGGCAGAGCGUUCCGGUAAUUUCUAUGAGAUGGAUUGCUUCUAGUGAUUGAAGGUAGGAUGAUCUGAUGAUCAUUUUUGUGUGUGUUUGCUGAGAUAGUUCCUUCCAUCAUUAUCUUUGAGUGAAUUUUAUUGGAUUGGAAGGACUAUGAAUUUGUGUUGUUCAUAUCAUGUUC